ACCUGACAACAUUUAUUCCCUAAAUCCCAUCCAAACAUCCGCUUAUCUUCCCGCGCCUCACCUUAGCAGGGACUGCGCCGGCUUUGGGAAUGCCCUGCCUCGACCCCCACGCGUGAACGUGUGGAGAUGAAUCCUCCGAACGCGCCCGGUGACAACCCCGUCCGGACCGGGCCCGCACAUCCGAGCGUUCUGCCGACGUGCGCGGCCGUGGAGCGCGACCCCCGGGCGGCGGAGCGCAGCGUGGACUUCCCGGUGUCAGUGGUCCUUCCGGCCGGCGGCACCGGGGAAAGAACCGGCCUGCAGACACCCAAACAGUUCUGCUCGCUUCUGGGCAGACCGCUGAUAAGCUACACUAUCCAGGCGUUCGAGAGGGUGUCAUGGAUUCACAGCGUUGUGGUGGUUGUUGCCAAAGAGAACAUGGACCGGAUGAUGGACAUCAUCCAGCGCUUCCAGCACAGGAAGGUCCGAGCGGUUCCAGGCGGCUCCACGCGUCACAGAUCGAUAUGCAACGGCGUCCUGGCUCUGGGCGGAGGUGACGGGGAGGAGGAGGGCGAGCGGCCGGUGGCAGAACGACCCAAGGUGGUCAUCAUACACGAUGCUGUGAGGCCCUUUGUGGAGGAGGAGCUUCUGUACAACAUAGCCAUCGCUGCGAAGGAACAAGGGGCAGCGGGAGCCAUCCGGCCUCUUGUUUCAACAGUGAUCGCCACCACAUCCGAGGGCUUCCUGGAUCACUCUCUGGAGCGAGCCAAGUACAGAGCGAGCGAGAUGCCUCAGGGAUUCACAUAUGAUGUCAUCUAUCAAGCUUAUAAGAAGUGCACAGAGUCCGACUUUGAAUUUGGCACCGAGUGUCUUCAUCUGGCUCUGCAGUACUGUGGCACCAACGCCAAGCUCAUCGAGGGUCCACCAGCUCUGUGGAAGGUGACCUACAAACGGGAUUUGGCUGCUGCAGAGUCUAUUAUUAAAGACACUCUGUCCCGGUCCGCCUGCGUUAUCACAGGUGGAUCAGAACCAGCUGCGAUCCUGGCCGAUGCCCUUCACAAGGCCGUCGGACCUCUGGACAUGGAGCUGGGCAUCGUCCCAGAUCUAAUGGGCGUCAACAGCGGGUAUCUGUUUAAGGAGUGGAACUUCAUCCUGAUUUCUGUCAGUCAGUCUGGUCUGUCUGAAGUAAAGACCAUACUCACACAUUUGGAGGCAGUGAAUAGAGCGCUUCUUUAUCCAGUGGUCAUUGUUUGGGUGCAUUUGAACGUUUCCGAUGAGCUGUCCGUCAGCGGCAGGAUGGCAGAGCCAGGGGCCAUCAUGGACCUGGCCUCCGCAGCCAAGCUCCGCAAUAUUCUGGUCUUUGGCAUUCAGCUUCAUCAGUCAAAGGAUGCCGGGCGCUGGGAGAGGUCAGUGCUGAGGGUCGCUGAAGUGGCUUCGGCGCUGAUCCGGGGCCGGAGCACCGCCCUGGUGGGACAGAUCCUGCAGGCCUGAAGGGAAGAAGAGCUCAGCCUGGUUUAAAGGAUGGUGGAGACGGCUUUGAACCUGUGGUUGUGCCAUUUGGACGGGUUUUAAACUGAACAAAGAGAAAGCUGAGAAUGUGAAUUGACUACAUAUGCAUAAUGUGUAACACAUACUGUUUUAUUUAAUAUUAUGUGAACCACUUAAUGAGUUUAUUGACUGAAACACCAAUAUGUGAACUAGUAACUUGUUACUGUCCAUGUCCUGCUUUAAAACUGCUUAUUUAAGCAAUAAAUGAUACUCUGCACAA
Messenger RNA from Betta splendens (Siamese fighting fish), 1747 nucleotides. RefSeq names its product CDP-L-ribitol pyrophosphorylase A (gene crppa). The record is from RefSeq and is a predicted model, not a curated record. Gene Ontology annotation, cellular component: cytosol. Gene Ontology annotation, biological process: protein O-linked glycosylation via mannose; isoprenoid biosynthetic process. Lineage: Eukaryota; Metazoa; Chordata; Actinopteri; Anabantiformes; Osphronemidae. The coding region runs from base 127 to 1470 and encodes 447 amino acids. The transcript has 10 exons. Gene Ontology annotation, molecular function: D-ribitol-5-phosphate cytidylyltransferase activity.